Messenger RNA from Punica granatum (pomegranate), 2987 nucleotides. The record is from RefSeq and is a predicted model, not a curated record. NCBI's taxonomy places the organism in Eukaryota, Viridiplantae, Streptophyta, Magnoliopsida, Myrtales, Lythraceae.
GCAGCCAAGAAAGUAUCUUAAACCGAGACACAGAGCCACUCUUCUUCGUGCUCCCUCCCUCCCUCUCUUUCCCUGCCCCACUAUCUCUCUAGCUCUGUCGCGAUUCCGUACGACGGCGACGGCCCAAUGGCGAGCUGAGCUCACGCAUUCUGUUCAAUUGGCCCACCUCUCUCUCCCCUCCGGAUUGCUCGAAUUCUUGCCCCUCUAGGGUUUCGUAUCUAUUCAUGGCGCUCCCCCUUUAAUACCGUACUACAGAAGAGAACCACAUUGAUCGGGAGAAAGCAUUAUUGAUUCAGUUCGCAGAUCAUGAGCGACAGGUCCAGGAGACGCUCAUCUAAAUGGGAUCUGAAGGAAGACCGUCCUCUUUCACCUGAAAAUAUUCAUGGCCGUAGUAGGGAGUUGGAUAAGUUGACAGCAUGGGAUGGAGAUGGAGGUUACAGUACAAGAAUGUCACCUGGUCUCAAUGACUGGAGAAGGCACAAUCAUGGGCGUUCCCCUAGGGAAAAAUGGGAUAGGCCUGUGAGGAACAGAAGUCGAAGCCGAAGCAGGAGCAGGAGCAGGAGCCCAGUUCGUGGUUUUAGGCAGGAAUCAGGAAACUAUGAUAGGAACAGGAGUAGAUCAGGAGCACUAUGCAGAGAUUUCAGUGCUGGUAGAUGCAGGAGAGGAAGUGAUUGCCCCUUUGUCCAUCAAGGUAAUCGCAACUAUGAUGAUAACUGGGAAGAUAGGCAUAGGAAAGGUGGAAUGUCAAAAUAUUCGACUGCCCAUGAUGUAACAGAGUAUCCAUCAAGAAGCAGUACUGAACGUCAACGUGAACGAAACAGGAGCAAUGAUACCCUUUGCAAGUUCUUUGCUGCUGGAAAUUGCCAUAAUGGGAGGUAUUGCAGAUUCUCGCAUGGUAAGACCAGUGAAAGCCCUGAAAGAAAGAUGGAUGAGACAAAUAGACAUUGGGAAGAUUCAAGGUGGAGGGUAGCUGGCCAUGUUCCUGAUGCUGGAAAGUUUGAAGAUGGAAAUGGAAGAAGAGGUGCCUUGGAUCAGAGGGUGAAUGAUCAAUUCUCGGAAGGCCGAAGAGAGUCACGCUUUGAAAAGGAAAGUCGAACAUGGAAUGACCCAACUGCUGGUGCUAGUUCAGUCAUUCUUCCCGAACCGAGAACUGCCGAGAAAGUUCUGGGUGAUGUAGACAUGUCUCCUGAUUGGAACUAUAGACCAACAACAUCCAGUCAUGCUAAAGAUGAACGUCAACAUAAUACUUACAGCUCCCCAGUUCCAACCUCCCUGCUACCUAUACAUGGACAUGAUACAACUUGGAAUGGCUCUGGACAGAUGAAACACUCUCCCUCAGUAAAUAAGGACAUGAGAUUUGAUAACCCUGGAAUUUUACAGAGCGAUUUGAACUUCACAUCCAAUGUAUUGCAUGGACAGGGAUUUGAUCAGAAUCGGCAGAAUUUGAGUUUGGUUGCUCUUCCAAGCUUGAAUCCAGUUGGACAAUCUAAUGCGGCAAUUAUCGUUGAUCCACUGAGAGGAGGUCCGUUAAAUCAACCCAAUAAUGGUAUUUUUGCGGAGGGAAAACUAGUUGGGGAUCCAAAUAUUCCCCAAGUAACGGGAGUUCCUCCAAACAAUAACAGUGUAAAUGGAGAGCAAUUGACACAGCUUAACAAUCUCUCAACAUCGCUAGCUCAGUUUUUAGAAGCUGGGAAGCAACUUCCGCAACUUUAUGCGGCUCUAAGUGUCCCACAGCCUCCUCCUGAGGAUCCUGUUGACCAAGUGAAACCAGUCCUGUCAAAUGUCUCUAUUGCACCUCGGGAACAGUAUGAACAUAUAUCCGACAGCGCCGAACAGAAGAAAGUGGACGACGUUGAUGGAUUGAAGACAGCUGCUGAUGGGGAGCAAGCAGAUGGGUCAAAAACUGGCAGUUCAAAUCAGGGUCCCUUGGAUAGUCGUGAUGCGAAGGUCAGUGCAGAAGAAGUUGCUGAGGGAAUUAAGAAGGUGGAUGAGGCAAAGGAGGUGAGAAGCGAUGAUCAGACAGAGAAUGCUGAUGGGGUAAAGAAGGAUGAUGAUGGGAAGAAGAGCAAGGAGGCAAAAAGUGUCCGUGCUUUCAAAUUUGCCCUUGCAGAAUUCGUGAAGGAGCUUUUGAAACCAACAUGGAAAGAUGGUCUUGUCGGGAAAGAGGCCUACAAGACCAUCGUUAAGAAAGUGGUCGACAAAGUGACUGGUUCCCUACAGGUGGCCAACUUCCCUCAGUCCCAAGAGAAAAUCGACCACUACCUGUCAGUCUCAAAACCAAAGCUUACCAAACUUGUACAGGCAUAUCUGGAGAAGUUUCAAAAAUCCAACAAAUAAGAUUGGAGCUUCUGGUGCCACCUCCAACUUGCUUUAACCCUUUUGUGUUGCAAUUUCUUGUAGCCAGUUCUCACCUUUCUGUUAGUUCUUUUCCUACAGCAUGCGGAGAACCUGUGAUUUGUGUCUCUGCUUGUUUCACAUGUACUUCUCGCUUCUCAGGAAUAGCUCCUAGGAAAACUAUUUCUAAAUCUCAUUUUGUAAUAUAUUGAUGUUCUUGUUUCCCCGGCUGUGAGUUAAGGACCAAUACCUAGGAUUUUCUUUGUAAACAGAUAGUACAGUUGCAGGAUACCUGUUUCUUGAAUUCUUCCAAUUCCCAUUCAACGACGGGAUUUCUUGCUCCAUUUCCUCAGUUGUAUUGUUCCAACUUGGUCGACGUUGUGAUCAUCGUCUGCGGUGCACAUUGGUUCUCGUUCGAUUGGGAAGGCUCUGAUCAAAGGGGUCACCAUUCCUCAGAGUUUGUGAUGAUAGUUAUUGCUGCCGGGUGCAUUUAUGGAACCUCUUCCCCUCAGUGUACUGUUUUCUAGUUUAAGCAGUUAAGGAAGAUGCUUCUCUGUAUCUCUAUGAUCCGUUUCUCUCUGUGUACUCUCUCUACUUGAGUGGUAGAGUUAUGGGAUCUGAUUAUCAAAGAAGUCUUGCUGUUUUCAGAGCUA